UAUAAACACGCUAGGGUUUUGGGGAAGAGCAGAUCGAAAUCUCUGAAGAAGAGACCAUGAAGAGGCUAUAUCAUUUCUCCUUCUUCUGCAAAACCGUGUCUUCCACUCGUUCUCCUCACCCCAACGAUGCUGCCCUCCUCUUCGCCAUCUUACCUUACUCGCCCUCCGCCGCCGCCUCCGCCACUGGGAAGUACAUGUUCAGGGCCCAAUACCUCAUCCACUCAUGUGGUUUCGACCAGGAGAAGACCACCGAGGCCUUGAAGCUUCUCAAGGGCAUCCAAUCCCUGCAGCAGCCCGACUCCGUUCUUGCUUUCCUCAAAAGUUACGGCUUCGAUGACGCAUCGGUAAAAAGGCUCCUACUUUACUUCCCCAAAUAUCAUCUUUGGGACGUAGAGAAGACACUUGCCCCAAAGUUCCGAGCUUACGAAGAUCUGGGUCUCUCCCCAUCCGACAUCGUCCACCUCUUCCGGAAGAAUCCCUCCUCCAUCAGAAUGAAACACGAACGCAUUGUAUCUAAGAUUGAAUUUUGGCAAGGCCUUCUCAGCUCCAAGGAUGCACUGGUGAAGUCGAUCAAGAGAAACCGAGGGAUUCUUAUGUGGAGCAUUGAGAAGAGGAUCCAGCCCAACCUUGAGUUGCUUCGGGAAUGUGGCCUGGACGACCAAAAGCUCGCCUAUAUCUUGCGGAAUCGCCCAAUGAUCCUGUCACUUAAUGCUGAUUUCUUGAAGUCCUUGGUUAGUCGUGUGGAGGACUUGGGAGUGCCACAGAUAUCGGGGAUGUUCCAUUGCACUCUUUGUGCACUCGUCACGGUCAGUCCAGAGAAGUUUAAUACGCAAAUGGAAUUGUUCCGGAGCUUUGGGUGGUCAGAGACCGAUUUUGUUGCGGCAUUCCAGAAAUGUCCUACCUUUCCCCUAAAGUCUUCGAUGGCUUUGCAGAGAAGAAUGGAAUUCUUGAUAAACGAGGCUGGAUAUGCCUCUUCUUACAUAGCUAUACGUCCAAUACUAUUGGUAAUGAGCUUGGAGAGAAGGCUGAUUCCGAGACAUGGGAUCUUGGCAACCUUGAGGUCUAGGGGGCACUGUGAAAAUGAUUACAAAUUAACAGCAUACAUGAUGCUUACCGAGGCCAAAUUUGUAGAGAAAUACAUUAUCCUCUACAAGGACAGGUAUCCAGAUCUGAGUGAACUCUAUGCAAGCUUAAACCACUCUAAUGCUUCUGAUUCUGGACAUCAAUGAGUCAGACCAUGCUAUGCAGAUUGGAUUAUACCACCUUAAUUAGCCUUGGCAGUAGAUUCCUCCAAGUAAAAAAAACAUUUUGGUACAAAGCAAGUUAAGAAAUUUGGAUUAACAUAAGUUUGAAGGGCGUGGAAGGCAAUUGGAACAUAUUGGAAGUGUGUAGCUCGGAAAAAAUCAAAAAGAGCGUAUGUGUAACAGAGCAACUACAGAGUACUUGUUACAAUACUAUAAUUAUUUUUUUACUUUCGGCUUUAUUGUAGCAAUUAUUUUCUAACUAUUAUGAUGUUGUAACAAGUAAUAUAGCAGAGCAACUACAAUAAUAAUUUUCACG
Zingiber officinale is the source of this 1560-nucleotide messenger RNA. Its product is annotated as transcription termination factor MTERF8, chloroplastic-like. The transcript is spliced from 2 exons. Gene Ontology annotation, molecular function: double-stranded DNA binding. NCBI's taxonomy places the organism in Eukaryota, Viridiplantae, Streptophyta, Magnoliopsida, Zingiberales, Zingiberaceae. The coding region runs from base 57 to 1229 and encodes 390 amino acids. Gene Ontology annotation, cellular component: chloroplast. Gene Ontology annotation, biological process: chloroplast organization; regulation of DNA-templated transcription. The record is from RefSeq and is a predicted model, not a curated record.